AUGGUGACUUGUCUUACAGAACCUAAAGAGGGCAGCAUAUGUUCUCGAUUUUCUUUCGGCGUCAAGGAUCAAGCCGGAGCAUCCAUGGUUUCGGCAUGCAAAUACUUUCCUGGCCGAAUAUAUGUGGCCGACACCGACAAAAACGAACAUAUUUCAUUCGAAGGCCUUGAAGUAGCUGGAUCAAUUGAAUAUCAAUUUUGGGGGCCCCCUUUCCGGAGCGUGUCUUCUUCGACGCUUCGGUUUAUAGCAAACAACUUGACGAUUGCUAACGUCGAUAUACCGAACUCGUGGAGUUUUCCUCGGCUGGAGUCAAUACACACGUUGGACCUCAGAAACAUAUCCUCUCCGUUAAAGAUCGGAUUCUCAGAAAAGGUUGUGGUGGGCCACGUUAAUAUCGAUGAUGUACAAUUCGCGUCAGGUUUGCUGCCGAAUAUGGACACUGUAAAUUCUCUUCGAGUAAUUAGCAAUCCAGGCCUCAAGCUGGUUGAUUUAUCAAAUACAAGCCAUUUUCAUAUUCAAGCUCCACCCUCCGACUUCUCAUUGCAAGUCUACUCUUCUGCAAAAAGCUUUCUGUCAGGGGAAAUCUACGGGGCUGCUGGGGUGCACAUGCCAGCUGUAGAGUUUUGUGGCAGGCUAACUUUGGCAUCUAACCACUUCUCGUCAUAUUCGGCUCUGAAACUUGAGUAUGUCCAAGGAAAUUUCGAAAUUACUGGCAACGACAAUUUGCGGUCAGUAUCUCUACCACUUCUGCAACGUGUUGCAGUAUUGGAGUAUAGCGCAAGUUUUUAUAGCAGCAACAACACACCUAUUGGUAAUUCAUCGCUUAAAGUCACAGGAAACAGAAACUUGCAGAAUAUUUCUAUGCCAGCCUUAAUACAUGUCGAUAAAGAUCUAGAGAUCUCGGGUAGCAAAGACUUGACGCAUGUCAAUUUAACGAGUUUGGCGGAAAUUCGUGGUCGACUGGCUGUGAUGAAUGGCACUUUCACAAAAAUACCUUUGCCUUCUUUGAAGAUUUUGUCUCCCUCGCUUCUUGGCGCGAUGAAAAAUGGUACUUGGAAUUGUAGUCGCAUACCAUCAGAGCUUGGAUCCAUCGAUACUCCUGGGGGAAGUCUUGGAUGUCUUGAUUUCAGCCCCAGGACUAGAUAUGCACCUGUCUUGGAAAACAUUGGCUCGAAACAUGGCUCUUCGUCUAUCUUCGUCGCACCUUCCAUAAUAUUUGGAAUUCUGGUAGUUAUCUGCAUUAUAAUAUCCGUCAAAAACUGUAUGAGAUCUGUUUUCGUUUUCGAAUCCACAAAACCGAUGUCAUUCAAUAUUCUAUCCAGUCAUCGUACCAAUAUUGAAAAUAUGCCCGAACUCAUGACCGUGGAACGGCCGGUUGAAUUAUCAGACCCAUGGCAAGAGAUCUAUGAGCUUGAGGCCACGGAGUACCACGAGUUAGACUCAUUGCCCAUAAAUCCAACGUCGAUGGAAACGAGCUAUUUGGUAAUUCAGAAUCUAUUUUUGAAUGACUAG
This is a messenger RNA of Botrytis fragariae, 1512 nucleotides long. RefSeq names its product putative cell surface gpi-anchored protein. NCBI's taxonomy places the organism in Eukaryota, Fungi, Ascomycota, Leotiomycetes, Helotiales, Sclerotiniaceae. Bases 1 to 1512 code for a protein of 503 amino acids. The transcript is spliced from 2 exons. The record is from RefSeq and is a predicted model, not a curated record.